Molecule: messenger RNA, 5343 nt
Organism: Ceratosolen solmsi marchali
Lineage: Eukaryota; Metazoa; Arthropoda; Insecta; Hymenoptera; Agaonidae
Gene: polybromo
Product: protein polybromo
Exons: 27
Coding region: 390-5306 (1638 amino acids)
Biological process (GO): chromatin remodeling; transcription elongation by RNA polymerase II
Cellular component (GO): RSC-type complex; SWI/SNF complex
Molecular function (GO): protein binding; chromatin binding
Source: RefSeq, a predicted model, not a curated record
UAUUGCAGUUGCGUUUAAAAGUGUCGAUUCAAGUGCUUGUGCAUAUAUGUAUGAGAAAAGAAGGCAUCUGGCGACUGUGGCGGCUGGUUGGUGCGCACACACACGCAGCUACACCCCACGAAUGUGCAUGCAUCUGUAUGCGUAUAGCAUUUUAUGAUGGCGGCGGCUGCGAUGUUAUUUUGCUGGCUCGGUCUUCUUGGAAGUAUCGCCGUGAUCCGUAAGGAGAUUCGAGUGUGCCAUCGCUGAGAAAACGCAAUAGCUGUGGAGGAUAAUUUUUAAGCCGAGAGAUAACAACACUGUAGACCGGCUCGCGAGUUUCGGUUUUACUCCCACUGUCCCCUUUAAAUCAUUCUUUACUCGGAUUGGUGCAUCUAUAAGUAUUGAGGAAGAUGAAUAAGCGAAGGAGAACCUCGUCUGUGGCCAGUCGGGGUACUGAGGACGACCCCGAUGAUAUAAUACCAGAACCAACAAAAAGAAGGAAAAAAUUUGAUCCAAGUGACUUGUGUCAUCAGUUAUAUGAUUUAUUGAGAAAUCAUAAAAAAGAAGAUGGUACGUUGUUAUGUGAUGCUUUUAUAAGGGUUCCAAAGAGACGACAAGAACCAGGAUAUUAUGAAGUGGUUACAAAUCCUAUUGACCUUUUAAAAGUUCAACAAAAACUUAAAACAGAUGAAUAUCGUGACAUGGAUGAAUUAGCUGCUGAUAUACAGUUAAUGGUUAAUAAUGCAAAAGCAUUUUAUAUGCGUACUUCUCCAGAAUAUAAAGAUGCAACCGAACUUUGGGAAUUUUGUGUUAACACAAAAAAUCGAAUAAUGGAGGAGUAUGAAGAUGAGCCAAAUAAAGGAAAAUUGAUUCUGAAGGUUGGCCGACUGGCUAAAAAAAUUACAACUCGUCAAGAUGAUACAGAAGAUACAUCUGAAAGUUCUACCAAUCCUGAUGAAGAUACACAAAUUUAUGAAGAUUUAUUUGCCGCAGUUAUGUUAGCAACUGAUCCUGCAGAUAGUAAUAGACCACUCCAUGUUCCAUUCCUUCUUAAACCUUCAAAAAAGCUUUACCCAGAAUAUUAUGACGUUAUAGAACAGCCUAUUGAUCUUAAAACAAUAGCUAUCAAAAUUCAAGAAAAUGCAUAUAAUAAUCUUUCAGAAAUGGAAAGGGAUUUAUUACUCAUGUGCCGUAAUGCAUGUCAUUUUAAUGAACCAGGAUCUUGGAUUUAUAAGGAUGCAAAGUUAUUAAAAAAAAUAAUUACUGCAGCAGCUAAAAGACAGAAUAUUGAUGUUGCUGGACCAGUUUUAAAAUCAAUGUCUGCUGCAUUAUCUACAAGAAGCAAACGUGGGAAUAGAUCGACUCAUGCUUUAAUAGCACAGUCUGCUGCAUUACGAGAUGAGGAUGAAGAAAGUGAUGAUGAAGAAGAAGAUCCAUUAGAUACCGAAGAAAGUGAUAAUCCUCAAUGGCAACUUUUUCAAACCAUAAGGACAGCACCUAAUAGUCAAGGUUUGAGAAUGAGUGAAUUUUUUUGGACUUUGCCUUCAAGACAAUUAUAUGCCGAUUAUUAUAAGACCAUUAAACAUCCAAUAUCAUUACUACAAAUUCGCAAAAAAAUUAAAAGAGGUGAAUAUGGUACAGUCAGUGAAGUGGCUACUGAUAUGAAUCUUGUAUUUGAAAAUGCCAAAAAAUAUAAUGUUCAUACGUCAAGAUUAUAUAAGUUUGCAGUUAAAUUGCAAAAAGUUAUGCAAGAAAAAGUUCAAGAAUUAUUAGAAUAUGACCAGGAGUCAGAGUCUGAAGAAGAAAUUGAUAAUAAUGCACAUCCUAAACUUAUAAAAAGAGCUUCAAAUCUUUUAACACGUGGGAAGUAUAAAGAUAAUAUACCGUUAAAAAAGAGAUUACAUAAGCUUGUUAAAUGUGUGAUAGAAUGUAUUACAGAAGAUGGACGACAGCCUAUAUUAAUGUUUAUGGAAAAGCCUUCUAAAAAAUUAUAUCCUGAUUACUAUCAAGUAAUUUCAGAACCAAUAGAUAUGUUAACUAUUGAGGCAAAUAUCAAAGCUGAGAAGUAUCAUAAUGAAAAUGAACUAAUUCAGGAUUUCAAAUUAAUGUUUAGAAAUUGUCGUCAAUAUAAUGAAGUUGGAUCAUUAAUUUAUGAUGAUGCAAAGACUUUAGAGAAAGUAUUAAUGGAUAAGAUAAAAGAGUUAGGUCCUCUUCAAGAUUCAGUUAAAUCAAAUAAAUUAACGGGUUGUACACCUACGAGAAACGUUGGAAGACCAAGAAAAGUGGUGCCUUUACAUUUACAAAAAAUGCGUACCAUGUACGAUACAAUCAAGGAUUAUCAUGACGCCAAAAAUCGACAAUUAUCUUUAAUAUUUAUGAAAUUACCAAAUAUUAAAGAGUAUCCUGAUUAUUAUGAAGUUAUUAAGCAUCCUAUACAUAUGGAAAGAAUUGCGUCGAUUUUAAAAAAUAAUGGCUAUGAAAAUCUUGAUGAAUUAGUAUCCGAUUUAUUACUAAUGUUCGACAAUGCCUGCAAGUACAAUGAACCAGAUUCACAAAUUUAUAAGGAUGCGUUGAUAUUACAAAGAUUAGUAUUACAAUCAAAAUUACAACUUAGCGAAGAUGAAGAAAGUGUUCCGGAUGUUACAGCAGCUGUUCAAGAAAUAUUAGCAACAAUAUUCACAGCCCUAUAUAAUCAUCAAGAUGAAGAAGGGCGCUGUUAUUCGGAUUCAAUGGCUGAAUUACCUGAACAUGAUAUUAUUGAUGGAAAAAAGAUUCGGGGAUUGUCACUUGAUUUGAUAAAACGACGUUUAGACAAAGGAGUAUAUAAAAGGCUGGAUCGCUUUCAAGAAGAUGUUUUUGGUUGUUUAGAAAGAGCUAGAAAAUUAUCACGUACUGAUUCUCAGCCAUUUGAGGAUAGUGUUGAACUUCAAGCUUUCUUUCUUCGAACUAGAGAUGAAGUCACUAAAAAUGGUGAUUUGUUACAUUCAUCUGCGCUUAAUUAUACUCUUCUUGAAUUAGCUAAUCAAGUAGCAGAAUUAAAAAGAAUAAAAAUUCAACAAGAGCUUUCUUCAUCAAAUGAAGAUGAAAGUUCUGAUGGUAAUGAUAAAGAGGGCGAUUCAAGCAAUAUUGUAACACACAGUGACAGUGGUGGUACAAUGAGCUUCAAUCAAGAAACAUAUAGAGCUGGUGAUUUUGCAUAUAUUGAACCAACAGAACGUGGCAUGGAUACAAGUGUUGUACUCAUUGAAAGACUUUGGACAAAUGCUGAAAGUCAGCAGAUGCUCUAUGGCAAUCUUUUUUAUCGUCCAAGUGAAACUUAUCAUGUUGCUUCUAGAAAAUUUUUGGACAAGGAAUUGUUUAAAAGUGAUGCUCAUGUAGCUGUUCCAUUAUCAAAAGUAGCAGGGAGAUGUUGUGUUUUAAGCGUUAAAGAUUAUUUUAGAAUGAUUCCAGAUGGCUUUCCUGAAAAAGAUGUAUAUGUUUGUGAGUCAAGAUAUUCAACAAAGGCACGGGCAUUUAAAAAGAUAAAAGUUUGGAAUUUUGAUCCUGAUCAUUUGAAGUUAAUACCAAGAGAAAAACCUUUAGAACCCAAACGAGUUAUUUCUGUGUAUAAAGAAAGAUUAGAAAAACACAAAGAAGAAAUUGCUGAGCUUGAAGAAGGAGAAAAACCAACAGAAAGAGAGAAACCAAAUGUAAUACUUUUUAAUGCUGAUGAUACAGAAAAUAUGUAUUAUGAGCAAUAUAAUACAUGUAUUGGACCAGUAAAAUUGGGAGACUUUGUUUAUGUAGCAACUGAUGGCGGUAGACAACAGAUUGCUCAAAUCGAUUCGAUAUGGUCAACUAAAGAUGGAAAGUGUUAUUUUAGAGGACCAUGGUUGUUAGCUCCAACUGAUAUCACACAUGGACCUACAAAAUUAUUUUAUAAGCAAGAAAUGUUUUUAUCUACUGUUGAUGCUAUGCAUCCUAUUGUUGCUAUAGUUGGAAAAUGUGCUGUUCUUGAUUAUGGAGAAUAUAUUUGUAGUCGACCAACGGAAAUACCUGAAGAUGAUAUUUUUAUUUGUGAAUCUAUGUUUGAUGAAAAUAAAAAUGUAAUAAGAAAACUCAGUGCUGAAGGACUUAAAAAAUUUAAUCAUUCUAACCAAGUGACUGAAGAUGAAAUUUACUUUUUUCGCAAGCCAAUUAAUCCUACCAAGGUGCCUAGUGAUGUGGCUCAAAUACAAAAUCAAAGCAAAUCUAUUGCAUCAUCUGCAAGUCAAUUUGAAAUGGAUACAUCACCAUACUUACCGAAGCUGGAGUCUGAUGUGCUAGGCAUGGGAGUGGGAUUAGGAGUGGGAGUAGGAGUGGGUGAAGACAGCUUGGAUGCUCCACCAUCGGUCGGUUCCAUGGAAGCUCAACCGGUGCUCUCCAACACCCAAACACCCGUGUCAUCCAAAAAGAAAACGCCGGGUAAGAAAUUAGUUACGGGCUAUAUUUUGUAUUCGAGUAAAAUGCGAACGACGGUUACGCAAAACAAUCCGGAUUCGACCUUUGGAGAAAUUAGCAGAAUGGUUGGCAAUGAGUGGCGAAAGUUACCACCUAUUGAAAAAUCAGUCUGGGAAGAAAGGGCGAAUAAAUUAAAUGAGGAAGGUGGACAAAUAAAAGGAUCUCUUUCAACUGGUUCAAUGCAGGAUUUAGUAUAUGAAUGUUGUUGGGAAAAUUGUGAUUGGCAAUUUGAAGACAUGGCUGAUUGUAUUGAACAUAGUGUAGCUGAACAAAAUGGCCAUGUUCAAAAUUUUUUUGCUAAUGCCAAUAGUGAUAUUGAGUAUCAAUGUCAAUGGCGAGGUUGUGGUAGAAUGAAAAAAUCUGUGCCUCCAUUUCCAAGUGUACAAAGACUUGCUAGACAUGUCAAAGAAGUUCAUAUACUUAAAUCAAAUGGGCGAAUAGUUCCACCAACUGACAGAAAUAAGAAUUUUUUACCUGCAAAAGGAUCAACAACAUUAACAUCAAUGGAAACAGAAACGUCAGCAGCAGCAACACAAACAAACAAUGUACCUACAACUAAACAACCAGAACCACUAUUUGUUGCAGUUCCUCCCCGUCCAAGUCGUGUAUUACAUUCUGAUGCCUAUUUAAGGUAUAUUGAAGGAUUAACUACCGAAAAUCGGUACAUAUCUAAUUGGGAUAAGCAAAUGAAUGCCACUUCUGAAAAUACACCAAUUCCUGAAGUUACAAAGUUACCUGCUGAGUGGUUAGGUAAUGGUGUAGGUAAUCAUGGAAAUGUAGUGAAUGCCUUAUGGACAUUGAGAAAUAUGAUGAUGCGUGAUGUUUUAGCCAUUAAUAAGACUCUAUAGGUUGUAAUUUAUUAGUAUUUUAUGUUUCAAUUUUUUU